This is a messenger RNA of Amblyraja radiata (thorny skate), 2969 nucleotides long. Its product is annotated as core histone macro-H2A.2-like. Bases 210 to 1349 code for a protein of 379 amino acids. Gene Ontology annotation, cellular component: nucleosome. NCBI's taxonomy places the organism in Eukaryota, Metazoa, Chordata, Chondrichthyes, Rajiformes, Rajidae. The record is from RefSeq and is a predicted model, not a curated record. The transcript is spliced from 9 exons. Gene Ontology annotation, molecular function: DNA binding; protein heterodimerization activity; structural constituent of chromatin.
CAUAAUUGAAUCCCCUCGCUCAAGAAACCACGUUCGGCUUUAUUUUUUCUGCUCCAAUGAUCCCACCCAGUUUUAUUAAGCAAAGACAGAACCAUUUCGACGCAGAGGUGACUCGGAUAGAAAUUUACAAUAGGAUUCAUCAGCUUUAUCCGACCAAGUGACACAGAGCAGAUCUACAGGUGGUAUUUUUCUAACUCACAAAUUGCAAGAUGUCAGCCCGAAGUGGAAAAAAGAAAAUGAUCAAGAUAUCACGCUCAUCCAGAGCAGGAAUCAUUUUUCCUGUUGGCAGACUGUUGCGUUACUUGCGGAAAUCAACAUUCAAAUAUCGUAUUGGAAUGGGAGCACCCAUUUACCUGGCUGCAGUCAUGGAGUACCUUGCAGCUGAAAUUCUGGAAUUGGCUGGAAAUGCAGCCAGGGAUAACAAAAAGAGUAGAAUAACUCCAAGGCACAUUCUGCUGGCAGUGGCAAAUGAUGAAGAACUAAACCAGUUAUUAAGGGGAGUAACAAUUGCGUGUGGUGGUGUGCUGCCUCGAAUUCAUCCUGAACUCCUGGCAAAGAAACGUGGUGCCAGAAGUAAAGUGGAAACCAUUCUAUCUACACCACCUGAAAAGGAGGCAAAGAAGGCAAAGAAAGCAAAGCCAUCACCAGUCAAAAAAGCUGUCAAGAAAGCAACUGUCAAAAAGGCUAGAAAAUCCAAAUCGGCCAGAAGGGGUAAACGAAUAGAAAGCAAGAAGGAAGGAACAUCUAGUUCCACUUCAGAUGAUGUACCUGGUGAAGGUUUCACAAUUCAUUCAACAAAGAGCCUUUUUCUGGGACAAAAGCUGUCAUUAACACAGAGUGAAGUCAGUAAGAUUGGUUCAGUUAAGGUUGAGUGCAUCAUUAACCCGACGAAUGCUGAAAUAGACCUUAAAGAGGAUGUUGGCAACGCAUUGGAAAAAGCAGGUGGAAAGAAGUUUUUAGAUGCUGUGAAAGAGCUCUUUAAAUCCAAUGGACCUUUGGAUGUAGCUGGGGCUGUUUUGGGUCAGGCUCCUGGACUGCCGGCCAAAUUCAUAAUUCACUGUAAUAUCCCACAAUGGGGAGUGGAUAAAUGUGAAGAGCAACUGGAAAAAGCUGUGAUGAACUGCUUGACUUUGGCAGAUGAGAAGAAACUAAAAUCGAUUGCUUUCCCGUCCAUUGCCAGCAGCAGAAACUGUUUCCCAAAGCACAUUGCAGCGCAGCUCAUCCUCAAGGCCAUCGCCAAUUAUUUUGAUAAUGCAAUAUCAUCAUCAUUGAAGAACAUCUUUUUUAUCUUAUUCGACAGUGAAAGUAUUGGCAUCUAUGUGCAGGAAAUGGCAAAGCUUGACAUCUAGUAAUCCUUUUUUAAUAACAAUUUGAAACAGCAUUUUGUUCAGCAAUGCAGAAAAGUGUGAAUGUGUGUUCAAAAAGUAAAUGAGAAAGUGCAAAAUAUUUGUUCUGUUAUCACAAACAUGACCAGAUGGUUGAAGUGUAAACUUUUGAUUACAUUUUUAUAGCACUCCUCCCAAAUAAGGAAAAUGUUUUGAAAUCUACUUGUGGAAAAUCAGAAAACAACUUUGAUACUGUGCAUCUUUUGCAGGUUUUUUUUGUGAUUUUACUAAAACAUUGAAAGUUUAGAUUUUUAAGAAAAUUGUGACAUUUAACAGUCUAGUGGAAAAUAUAUCAUGCUAGACAAAUGACUUCAUGUAAUUGUGGUUAAGUAUUCCUUUUGUUACGCUAGUGUAUUGGUUUCACAUUCUAGUGUGUAAAAGAACAACAGAAAAUUGAAAGCAAUAUAGCUGCAUAUAUUUCCUCCAAUACCAUUUGCUGUGUGAAUUCAUAUGUGGCAAGUUUAAAAAAAACUAUUAAAAAAAUAUCGAUGUUCUGAGGCAAGUAAUUCUAAAGAAACACAUGGGCUCUUUAAAGUAUGUUAAAUAUUGUGGAAGGAGGGUCAUUGUUCAAUAAGGCCAUGAGAAUAAUGUGGCUGCAAUUUGAACCUAUAGCCUGUGCACGAGUUUCCAGUUUUACCCAAGUGGGUUUAAAUGAAUGAUUUAGCUUUUCUAUCUACCUUGGAUGCUACUCUCUUGUAAGCAGUUGGAUUCCCAACAUCCCCUCUACACGUGCUAAUCUUUUUUUUAAAUCUCAAGUGUAGAUAAAUGGUAAAAAGUAACAAGGGCGAGUUACUGGGCAUAUUUAGAACAAGUUGUAAGAUCACAAGGGAACCUAAAUGGAAGUUGGCAUGAACAGUGGGCUGAACAGCUGCCUGGUGUCAGUAGAACCCUGGCUCUGUGUGACCAACUUUUAAUUUCUCUUAUAAUUAAAGGGCAGAAUAAAGCACAUGUUCUUUCUCUUUGUUCAUUGAAGUUGUACACAUGGACGAUGACAAGUUUUAAAUAAAUAAAUGUAGAUUAAUCACCUUGUCAUGCACAUUUGUAAAGAGAUAUCAAAUACUGCAUAUUUUGGAGGUACUCAAUAAGUAGAUAAGAACAGAUCAUAAGUCUGAAAUGAAGCAUCUUUUCCUAAUGGAGAUGUUCAAGUUGGGAAAAUUAUGCCAUGUUGCUGAAGGAAUUAAGUGUAACCAUAACAUUUAUUUGGGCUAGAUGUUUAGACAAAAUGUCAUGUGUGCCUACCGUAAUGGAACAUUUAGAACUAUUCUGAAAUGCCAGUGCAUUAUUCAAGUAAUUUAUUAACUUGAAUUCCUUGGAUCCUAAUUAUUGUAAUUCAUUCAACUGAGGUCUGUUGGCCAUGACACGACAUGUUUACACCAAGUUGACAAAAUUCACCUUAAAUGUUCCCAAAGAUUUAACACUGCAUAGGCACCACUAGUCUGUUUCAAUUGUCUUUUAGCUGGAACGUGCCAUUGUGACCUUCCAGGCCCAGAUAAUUUGUUUCAGAAUAAGAUUUUGCAUAAAUGUGAUGUAUAAUAUAAUUUGUUUUUUCAAUAUAAAUUCAAUAAAGAAAGCUACUUGCUGUAA